AAGUUCUUGGGGCAGUUAAAAGGUCAUAUAUUUGGGGUACUCAACCUGCACUUUAAACCGUAUUCCUGACAACUCCUUCAUCCAAUACAACCUGGAACUGUAGCAAAGCCGGCAGAACAGAUAUUAACAUCUGAAUCCAGGAUACAAGAUCCAUCCAUCAACUGUUCUCCAGUACUGAUUUGAGGAUCCACACUAACUGUUCUUAUUUCAGAAUGUGGUUCCAUGAAGGUUACAAACUAGCAAGAGCUCUUCAGGUUAUUUUUCUCUUAUGUUUAAUAACAUCUACAGCGGCUCAGGUUUCAAGGAUUGAAACAGGGAACACUCCCUUUAGAGUUAAUAUGACAGCAUUACCGUCAAUCCUCUGCCAGGAGUGUAGAACUAUACUGGAGGGUCCAAGCAAAGGAGAAUACAAACUACAGGCAAGUAGAUCUCCUUUGUGCAGAGAUGGUUGUGUUUACACAUUUAAUUCAAACCGCUACUGCUUCGUUGCUGGAGAAAGCAUAGAGGUCUCUGCUUGUUCAACUACAGCUGUUCCUCCCGCUGAGGCUGCCUGCCCAGCAUACAAAAAAGUUAGUGAUGGACCUUUGGUUGGAAGCUACAAGCUCAAGAUAGAGAAAGCGUAUUCUGUGUGCACUGAUGGUUGUCUUUACGAACUUAAUUCCAACCUUUACUGCUUUUCAACAGGAAACUUCACUGUUCAAAGCUGUGCUUCCACCUGCUAAGAACUUUUUUCCAGGAUUUCUUCCCCAUCAAUGGAAUUUAAAAAUUUCUCGGAAAUCCCCUUUCCUUUUUCUGGCAAUAAAUUGAUUGAUAAAAAAAUGGAUACAUUUUCAAACAUUUGAGGAAUCACUCUGUUUAACAAAAAUAUUAGUUUGAGAAAUAAAUUUCACAAAGGAUGAUUCAGAAAAUAGUGCAUUUUUAAAAUUUUGACUAUAAAUAAAAAUUCAUAUCUAA
Molecule: messenger RNA, 954 nt
Organism: Eurytemora carolleeae
Lineage: Eukaryota; Metazoa; Arthropoda; Copepoda; Calanoida; Temoridae
Exons: 6
Coding region: 213-722 (169 amino acids)
Source: RefSeq, a predicted model, not a curated record